AUGUCUGCAGUAACUCCUGUCCAGACGUCGACGCAGCCCGAUAGUCUGCUAUGUUCUCUGCCACCCGAGCUGAUACUCGCGAUCCUGGACCAGUUGGACCCGGUCGCUUUGUUGAGGAUCAAAAGUGUCUGUCGCCUUUUCAAGACCUUAGUUGAAGAUACUGCAAACCUACAGUAUCACAUCGAGCUCGCAGCCAAUGGGCUAGUUGACGGCCCUCGAAGCGGCCUGAGCGCAACAGAGAAACUGGACAUGCUACGUAAACGCCAGACGGCUUGGGAUAAAUUAUUGUGGGUCGACCAGAAGAGGGUACCCAUGACCAAUGGGCAUCUUUACGAGCUUUACGGAGGAGUGCUAGCCCAAAGCUCGGGGCAGCGAUCCCUUGUGUUUAGACGUCUGCCGUCCCAUUUCAGGCGAAUCGAAGAACGUGUAUGGACCAUAGAGGACGUGGGUGUCAGCAUGCGUGAUUUUGGCAUGGACCCAGGUCAAGAUCUGCUUGUCAUUAUUGAGGAAGCCGAGGAACCCCACAAGAUGUGUCGCAUCCACCUCCGUAAACUAUCCACCGGCGGCCCUCAUCCAUCGACAUCUGACCCCCACAUUCUCCUCCACCGCCCAGUGACCCGCUUCCCAUCAUCCUAUAAUAUCCAAGUUUGCGGAGACUUCGUCGGCGUAUGCUUCAUGGGUGAGCUGGAAGUCGGGCCUGAACUAUCGAUAUGGAAUUGGAAGACACGUACUUUACAGAUGACACUGGACGGCCCAAUCUUCUGCUUUGCUUUCCUCUCUCGGUGUCACGUCAUCGUCAGCUUGGACACGAUGCCCACGCAAAGCCUCAGUGUAUACAACUUCGUUGAUCGCGAACACGGUGCCGUUACGGUGGAGGACGAGACGCAUACUUUCAAGUUCAUGUUCCCGCCGUACCGAAGUCCCCUUGCGCCAGUCGACAUUAUUGUACGCUGCGAUCCGUGCCCGGACUGGACAGCGCCUUCGGAUGUUCCCUUCUACGUUGCCCCCGAUAAUCGGACAUACGUCGUUACCCUCGUAUAUGACGUCCAGUUCGGGACUGUGGGCGUAUAUUCGCUAUUCAUCCCCGCAUCGACGUUCCUGUCACGACUCCCGCCGCCGCAAGGAUCGUAUGCUGCUAGUGUUAGCGAACGGCAGCGCGAUUUUGCCUGGACCGACUGGGGACCGACUGGCUGUCGCAUGCUGUCGUCCCUACGGUUAUCCCUCAGCUGGGUUUGCUGGGUAUACGGGUCCAAGUUCGUGAGCUGGGACAUGGGUGUGAGCCGAGGUACCCUGCUCAGGCCUAAGAUAUACGAUUUCAACCUGCGGGGGCUUCGCCGGUCCGAAUCGUCUGCGGAGAACAACGAGUAUGAACAUAUGAUCGGACAGGCGGACGGGGACCCUUUGGCUCUGUUCACGGAGUCUAUGAUUACGUCGUAUCCGUACAGGAUGAAGAGCACAUCGCUCAAUGUACCUGGGUGGACACCGACAGAUACUAAUAGCGUGAUGUUAAGCGAAGAUAGCAUAAUUCUUGUAUCUGCUGCAACUAGGAGGGAGUUCAUAAUACUGACAUUCUAAAGGCAGUGCAUACAUCUACAUCCCUCUCGCAGGAGAGCUGUACGUUACUGAAUAAGUAUAUUGGAGGACAAUCACAAAAGGCCAGUGGAGUCCGGGCUCAACUGAAUCCAUGCCUUCCUUGCUUCAACGUCUGCCACUUCGCCCUGGAUCAACAGAGAAUCGUUGAACGGUGCAAAUGGCUUUUCAUCGACGUCACAAAAUGUGUGCUUCUCUGCUGGUACCGUGCCGCCGACCAUAUACGCCGUGAUGAUGUCGAAAGUGCAAAACGAUUUCUGGCUGAUGGAGCAAUGGCCCCAACCAUUCUUCUGUUGCACUAGCCUAGCGUUGUUCCCCAGGCGGGUGUUGGCGUACUUAGCACUCGCUAAAGAAGUGACAGGAUCGAAUGUAUUUGAGAGUACGAGGAUCGGUGUAUCCAGUGCAUCGUCCUCGAGUUCAAACGUGCCUUCGUAACGACUGCGGCGGGGCGUCACGCCCUCCCAGACAUGGCAUAGAGAAAGCGGGAAAAAUUUG
This is a messenger RNA of Gloeophyllum trabeum ATCC 11539, 2085 nucleotides long. RefSeq lists its product as uncharacterized. The record is from RefSeq and is a predicted model, not a curated record. The transcript is spliced from 6 exons. Gene Ontology annotation, molecular function: protein binding. The coding region runs from base 1 to 1575 and encodes 524 amino acids. NCBI's taxonomy places the organism in Eukaryota, Fungi, Basidiomycota, Agaricomycetes, Gloeophyllales, Gloeophyllaceae.